GUAGAGCGGCAAUCCGGGAGACUGACCGUGAAUCACAUGAGACACAAGAAAAACACAAGGAAAACAGACAACUUCAUCAGAUAUCAUGUUUGCUGACAGUAUGAUGUGGUGUAAUGUAUCCGUGUGCGAGAGCUGCAACAUGAUGCCAGCAGAUGAGGAGCGGUCCGACCUGCGACGCCGCUGACUAUUUGACAGGUGGGGAGGUGAUGUCUUCAGGGUUGACUGCGUUGUGUCUCCUGCUCCUGCACACUGGAGCUCAGGGUUUUGGGAUUUUGCCAGGAGAUUCUCUGAGUCACCUGGAAAUCACCGAGAGUGCGAUUCUUAAUGUCACCGUGCAGGUUUGCCGUGCUCUGGCCCAAGCUGAAGGGACAGACUUCACUCCUCCUCCGCAGCCUUUCACUGCAGAGACUGUUGCUGUGGCCUGUGGUGCACCACAGUCGUCCAAGAGUUACCGCCAAGCCAUUCAAUUCAUCAUACUGAGGAAUGUACGGGUGGACAUCCGUCAUGCCCUCAAUGCAAGCUUCCACUUUGAUGAAGAAAUGUUUGAUCAAGGAAGGAAAAUCAUCACUGAGGGAAUAGUGGCCGUCAAAGCAAGCAACAAGCAAGAAAACUACGAGGCAGCGAGACAGAAAAUAGGAGAGAUUUUCCAUCCUUUACAGGACUUCUACAGUCAUAGUAACUGGCUGGAGGUCGGGAACACACUCCCAAACCCCAACCUGAUAAGAUCAGACGUCAGCAUUGGUAACGUAGCAGAUGUAAGCAGAGCGACGUGUCGCAACUGUGAUGGGGACGACUGCAGGAACAACAUCUUGGAGGACAUCAUAGAGGGGAAGGUCCUGACCUCUGGAUAUUUUGGUAUUGUGCCUAUAGUCUCAACCAAACCAAGAGGAAAAUGCAGUCACGGAGGAGGAGUUGAUCAAACAAGCACCAUCGAACCUACAGGUGGGAUCAACAAAGACUCGUUCAGCGCAAGCCACGGACACCUCCACACUGCCGCAGCAAACAUGGCAAUAGCUGCAACCAGUCAGCUGCUGGAGGACAUACGAGGGGCUGCUGGUGACAGACCAUUCCUCAAGAUGAUGGGAAUCUCCAAAGGAUCCAGUAAAGCUCUUUGUUUUGUGAUUGACACCACACAAAGCAUGAGUGAUGACAUUGCAGCAGUAAGGACCGUCACUGCCUCUAUAAUCAACAGUGACGUGGGAACAAUAGAUGAGCCUGCAGUUUACAUUCUUGUACCUUUCAACGAUCCAGAUUUUGGGCCGCUGAUAAAGACUACAGACCCAAACGUCUUCAAGACUGUCGUUAAUUCACUUACAGCAGCCGGUGGAGGAGAUGACCAGGAACUGAGUCUUUCAGGUCUUCAGCUGGCUUUAGCCGCCGCUCCUUCAAAUUCUGAGAUCUUCCUCUUCACGGACGCACCCGCUAAAGACAAAAACCUGAAAAGCACAGUGAUCGCACUCAUAGAGCGGACACAGUCAGUGGUGAUCUUCAUGAUUACUGGCUCAACGGUAGUCAAUCGUAGGGGACGGAGCGUUGAACAGAAACAACAAAAGAUAUCCGAAGCAGACGCCCAGCUGUACAGAGACGUGGCUCAGGCUUCGGGAGGUCUGGUUAUUGAAGUCGCAAAGAGUGAGCUCCCUUUGGCCACCAGCAUCAUAGCGCAGUCCUCCAACUCUUCUCUGGUGACCCUUCUGCAGGCAGCCAGGAGCCCAGGAAAGACGGAUACUUUCUCUUUUAGAGUUGAUGACACUGUAAUAAACCCUACAGUUUACAUCACUGGGCGCUCCUUCAACUUCACUCUCACCAGCCCCACAGGUGAAUCUCAGCAAAGCACCGACACAACGGGAUCAUUGAUCACUGCAUCCCAGUCGGUGGGAAACUUCCAGACUGUGCAACUAAAAAAAAUAACUGGACUGUGGAAGAUGAAAAUGGCGUCAACUAAUCCAUACUCGCUGAGGGUCGUAGGUCAGAGUCCCAUUGACUUCCUGUUUGACUUUGUUGAGAUGUCACAGGGCCCGUUUGGAGGAUUUGAUGCUCUUGACACACGUCCCAGAGCUGGUGUCAACGGCAGCUUGUUGGUGUCUUUAACGGGGAGUGACUCUGCCACGUUGACAGAAGUCGCUCUGGUUGAAUCGUCGGGGUCGGAAGAGAUUAAAGGAGUCGUGGAGGCUCAGGGGAGCGGAAACUUCUUAGUUAAAAUUAACAGGAUACCGUCAGUGGCGUUUGUGGUGCGGGUUAAGGGACAUGGUGACAUCACCAUAGCAUCAACAGUCUUCCAAAGGCAAACACCCACCAACUUCAGAGCUUCUAAUCUGACUAUUACUGCUGAUUCAAAUGCCAUCUUGGUACCAGGAACACCAUUCUCUGUGCCCUUCACUGUGACGACCAGUGGAGUAGGGGGAAACUUCACCAUCCGAGCCACCAACAGCCGAGGUUUUGACUCAACAUCUCCAACCCGUUUAUUUGUGGAAACUGGAAACAGUACUAACGGUACAGUGACCAUGUCAGCACCUCUUAACACCCCGUCUGGUUCUGACGUCACCCUGGCCAUUGAGGCCGAGGCUCCGGGGGGUGAAGACACAAACUAUAUCGUGCUGCGUUUCUCCAUCGUUAACACGGUGACUGAUUUCAUUCAGCCGGUGUGCCAGCUGCUCAGCCUGGAGACCAACUGCUCUGAUAUCUGCAGCUUAGAGAUGUGGAAGUUCUCUGCUCAGGCGUCUGAUGGGGAUGACGGAACGGGUGUCGACAGCGUUAGCCUCAGACGGGGCAACGGGACCUUGAACACCAGCCUGGCCGCUGGCAACGAGAACAUAACACUGGUGUCUUACAGUUCGUCUUGCUGUUCACCUGAUAUGGAGAUGCUGGUUGUGGAUCGAGUGGGUAAUGUCGGCGUCUGUUCCUAUAAUUUCCGGGACACUCCGUCUUCGUCCACCAAAGUAAUUCCGUCGUUUCUUCUUUGGCUAAGCAUAGUGGUACUGGGGCUCCGUGUACAGACAGAACUGGGCAUCCAGUGACUCCAUGAGGGUCACCUGUAGUGGAAAACACAACACAGAAGAGAGACAUUUUUAAAGAACAGUUUUUUAUUGUCAUAAUGUAUAAUCAUUUACAGAACACAAUGUUUUGCUCUUUCGCAUUUUUUUCUCCUGUUAACUUUGAACACUAUUUACACUUUGAAAAUUAUUCAGAUAGACUUAAUGAAUUGGUCUGUAAUCGUCUGAUAUGGAGUGUGGGGUGUGCAUGAGUGUGCUUGCUUUAGGCCUGCAUGAUAUGCGAUGAUGAUAUGACUUGCAAUAAAUAAACAAAUAUUGGUGUGCAUAUUAGCUAUACAUAUAUUUUAAAUAUAACUAUGCUAAAUGUUGUUUCUAGAGCAGCAGUAGAAAUGUUUAUAAAAGCAAAGUCACUAUAUAAACUGCUAUCUCACUGGAAUAAAAAAUUUGAAUAAAAUAAAUAAUACUGAGUGACAUCA
Messenger RNA from Sebastes umbrosus (honeycomb rockfish), 3466 nucleotides. Its product is annotated as von Willebrand factor A domain-containing protein 7-like. The record is from RefSeq and is a predicted model, not a curated record. The coding region runs from base 153 to 3014 and encodes 953 amino acids. The transcript has 16 exons. Lineage: Eukaryota; Metazoa; Chordata; Actinopteri; Perciformes; Sebastidae.